Molecule: messenger RNA, 518 nt
Organism: Nasonia vitripennis (jewel wasp)
Lineage: Eukaryota; Metazoa; Arthropoda; Insecta; Hymenoptera; Pteromalidae
Exons: 2
Coding region: 79-456 (125 amino acids)
Source: RefSeq, a predicted model, not a curated record
GUGCUGUGUGAGAAUUCAUCCUCGCAGUUGCAACUCUUAUGCAAUAUUCUCGCAUCGUCUACAAUACAUACUUUCAAAAUGAUAAGGUCAAGCAUAGCAUACUUUUUAUUUUUCACAAGUAUUGUGUUAACUAACGCGGAUAACUUGUGCCAACGACAGCCUGGCGAUGAACUGUUACUUUCUCAAACUUUGCUUCAGAUUGGCAUAUUAGAGGAUCAUACUGUUCAGCAAAAGUUCGAAGGAUACCAGAUCACAUGCGUCAAAUCUAAUCUUCCUCUUGGAUUUUUAAUUAAUUUAAGCAUUUCGAAUGGUGGUAUCGGCUGCGACUCUGUUAGCCUUAAAGUCAAGAUCGGAAAACUUGUAACGAUCGCUGUCGGCGUAGAUAUCUAUGGGGUGAAAGUUAUGCCUGGUCAAAACGGCAAACUAACUUGUAAUCAAAAACCAAAUUUGUUGUAGAGUAAUCAAAUAUAUAAGGGCAAAAUAAUAAAUGUAGCACGCAUAUUUGUUCUUGUGAAAAA